GCGGAUGUGGUAGUGCCAUGCUGGCUGCUGGAUAUCCAGAUGUGGGCAUUGGGCUUCUUGGCGUUUCUUUUGCCUUUGGAUUAACCGUAUUAACCAUUGCCUAUUCAUUUGGACAUCUAUCGGGCGCCCAUUUGAAUCCAGCAGUAACCAUUGGACUGUGGAUGGGUGGUCGAAUUGGUUCAAAAGAAAUUUUACCCUAUAUCGCUUCACAAGUGACUGGAGCCAUAUUGGCUGCGGGGGUUUUGUAUGUUAUUGUUACUGGAAAUGGCAGUUUAAUUGGCGAUUUUUCAGCCAACGGAUAUGGCGACCAUUCUCCUGGAAAAUACAGCAUGGUAGCUGCCAUGGUAACCGAAUUCACCAUGACAUUUAUGUUCUUAUUGAUCAUUUUGGGAGCAACCGAUGAAAAAGCGCCCAAAGGUUUUGCUGGCAUUGCAAUUGGAUUGGCCUUAACCCUGAUCCAUUUAAUCAGCAUUCCUGUAACCAAUACGUCGGUUAACCCAGCCAGAAGCAUCAGUCAAGCCAUAUUUGUAGGGGGAUGGGCGUUAUCUCAAUUGUGGUUGUUUGUUUUAAUCCCUAUUGCUGGAGCCGCAUUGGCCGCCAAAAUAGAAAAGCCUUUGGAGGUGGUAUCAGAAACGGUUGUGUUCAAAGAAGAAGUUGUAAAAGAAGAAGUUAAAAAAGAAGAGCCUGUAAUUUUAUCGGAGUUAUCCAAUGAUAUCGAUACCGAUAAAGAUGGAAUAAGCGAUAAAGUGGAUUCCAAUCCUUUAUUGGCAGGGCCUGUAGAGAACGGUGGUGCACCAGAAAGCACCGAUCCUAUAGAAGCCAGUAUUACGUAUAUCGAUAUUCAAAAAGAAGGAUUGACUUUUGAGCCCAAUGGGACCCUUAGUCCAGAGAGCAAGAUUAAAAUGGAUGCCAUUUUAGAAGAUAGAGUUAAGAAUACUUCACCAGACGAGGUUUUUGUAGUGGUGAAUAACGCAUCAGCGGGUGAAACAUCACCAGCCCAAUUGGCUUUAAGAGAACGUCAGGCGGCCGCAGUAAAAACCUAUGUAAGAACCAAAUCGCCCGAAAGACCAGCCGAUAAAUUUAAAUCGGUGGCUCAAUCUGAUCUUAAUAGAGAUACCGACUCCGAUGGUCUGUUGGAUAAAGUGGAUACUUGUUUGGAGGCCAGUGGAGUGGUGAAUAAUUUAGGCUGUCCAGAAGGGGUUAAAGCUCAAGAAGCUAAGGCCAUUAAUUUGGGCGCCGAGAAAAUUCAAUUUGCAACUGGAUUAUCCGUGCUUAAUCCUACCGUUAAAGAUACUUUGGAUAAGGUGGCGGAUGUUAUGAAUCGCAACGAAAACCUUAAAUUUAAAGUAUCGGGUCAUACCGAUUCUGUGGGUACAGCCGCCAAAAAUGAGAUACUUUCUCAAUCUAGAGCUCAAUCGGUGGUGGAUUAUUUAAUGUCUAAAGGCGUUGCAUCUAGCCGUUUAUCGCCCAAUGGAUAUGGUAGCCAAAUUCCAGUGGCCUCCAACGAUACUCCAGAAGGUCGUACCGAAAAUCGACGAGUAGAAAUACAAGUGGAAAAU
Messenger RNA from Notodromas monacha, 1559 nucleotides. NCBI's taxonomy places the organism in Eukaryota, Metazoa, Arthropoda, Ostracoda, Podocopida, Cyprididae. The record is from the annotation of a GenBank genome assembly.